CCCCCCCCAACUGCCGGGGGCUGGACUCGGCCCCGCUGCUAUAAAAGGGCCGCCGUCCCGGAGCUGCCGCAGUGCCACCCGCCCCGUCCCAGCGCCAGGCGCCCGCUCCACCAGCUCCACUCCCGGACCUGCUCCAGCCAUGAUGAGCUUCGGCGGCGCCGACGCGCUGCUGGGCGCCCCGUUCGCGUCGCUGCACGGGGGCAGCAGCCUGCACUACGCGCUGGCUCGGAAGGGCGGCGCGCGCUCGGCCGCCGGCUCGUCGAGCGGUUUCCACUCGUGGGCGCGGACGUCCGUGAGCUCCGUGUCGGCCUCGCCGAGCCGUUUCCGCGGCGGCGCGGCCGUCGCCUCGAGCACCGACUCGCUGGACACGCUGAGCAACGGGCCGGACGGCGGCGUGAUGGCGGUGGCGGCGCGCAGCGAGAAGGAGCAGCUGCAGGUGCUGAACGACCGCUUCGCCGGCUACAUCGACAAGGUGCGGCAGCUGGAGGCGCACAACCGCAGCCUGGAGGGCGAGGCGGCGGCGCUGCGCCAGCAGCAGGCGGGCCGCGCGGCCAUGGGCGAGCUGUACGAGCGCGAGGUGCGGGAGAUGCGCGGCGUCGUGCUGCGCCUGGGCGCCGCGCGCGGCCAGCUGCGCCUGGAGCAGGAGCACCUGCUGGAGGACAUCGCGCACGUGCGCCAGCGCCUGGACGACGAGGCGCGGCAGCGGGAGGAGGCCGAGGCGGCGGCGCGCGCGCUCGCCCGCUUUGCGCAGGAGGCCGAGGCGGCGCGCGCCGAGCUGCAGAAGAAGGUGCAGUCCCUGCAGGAGGAGUGCGGCUACCUGCGGCGCCACCACCAGGAGGAGGUGGCCGAGCUGCUCAGCCAGCUCCAGGGCUGCGGCGCGGCGCAGGCCCAGGCCCAGGCCGACGCGCGCGACGCCCUCAAGUGCGACGUGACGUCUGCGCUGCGCGAGAUUCGCGCUCAGCUCGAAGGCCACACGGUGCAAAGCACGUUGCAGUCCGAGGAGUGGUUCCGAGUGAGGCUAGACCGACUGUCAGAGGCAGCCAAGGUGAACACAGAUGCCAUGCGCUCAGCACAGGAGGAGAUAAGUGAGUACCGGCGCCAGUUGCAGUCCAGGACCACAGAGCUGGAGGCACUCAAAAGCACCAAGGACUCGCUGGAGAGGCAGCGCUGUGAGCUGGAGGACCGUCAUCAAACCGACAUUGCCUCCUACCAGGACGCUAUCCAGCAGCUGGAUGCUGAGCUGAGGAACACCAAGUGGGAGAUGGCAGCCCAGCUCCGCGAGUAUCAGGACUUGCUCAAUGUCAAGAUGGCUCUGGAUAUUGAGAUUGCGGCUUACAGAAAACUCCUGGAGGGUGAAGAGUGUCGGAUUGGCUUUGGCCCGAGUCCCUUCUCCCUUCCAGAGGGACUCCCUAAAAUGCCUUCCACGGCCACUCACAUCAAGGUCAAAAGCGAAGAGAAGAUCAGGGUGGUAGAAAAGUCAGAGAAGGAAACCGUGAUCGUGGAGGAACAGACAGAGGAGAUACAAGUGACCGAAGAAGUGACUGAGGAAGAGGAGAAAGAGACCAAAGAGGAGGAGGGCGAGGAGGAGGAACAGGGAGAGGAGGAGGAAGCAGAGGGGGGAGAAGAAGCAACAAAGUCUCCCCCAGCAGAAGAGGCCAAGUCACCAGCCAAGACCCCCAUGAAAGAAGAAGCAAAAUCGCCAGCUGAGGUGACGUCCCCUGAGCAGGCCAAGUCCCCAGUGAAGGAAGAGGCCAAGUCCCCAGCAAAGGAGGAAACCAAGUCCCCAACUGAGGUCAAGUCCCCAGAGAAGGAGGAGGCCAAGUCCCCAACUGAGGUCAAAUCCCCUGAAAAGGCCAGGUCUCCGACGAAGGAAGAAGCUAAGUCCCCCGAGAAGGCCAAGUCCCCAGCAAAGGAGGAAGCCAAGUCCCCAUCUGAGGUCAAGUCCCCUGAAAAGGCCAGGUCUCCGACGAAGGCCAAGACUCUUGAUGUGAAGUCCCCGGGAGCCAAGACCCCAGUGAAGGAGGAAGUAAGGUCCCCCGCAGACAUCAAAUCACCCCUAAAGCCCAAAAGCCCUAUCAAGGAGGAGGUCAAGUCCCCGGAGAAGGUCAAGUCUCCCGUGAAGGAGGAGGCCAAGGCCCCUGAGAAGGUCUCCAAGAAGGAAGAGGCGAAGUCCCCCAUGAAGGAAGACGAGAAACCCCAGGAGGUGAAAGUCAAAGAGCCACCGAAGAAGGGAGAGGAAGAGAAAGCUCCAGCCACACCCCAAACCGAGAAGGACAGCAAGAAAGAUGAGGUGCCCAAGAAGGAGGCUCCCAAGCCCGAGGUCCGGGAGAAGCCCAAAGAAUCCGUAGCUGAAGCCAAGAAGGAAGAGGCUGAGGGCAAGAAAAAAGCAGCGACUCCAGAGAAGGAGGCUCCUGCCAAGGAGAAGGAAGAGGCGAAAGCCAAAGAGAAGACCGAGGUGGACAAGAAGGACCCAGGUGAUGCCACGGCCAAAGGACCCAGCAAAGCAGCGGAGAAGGGGCCAGAAAAGCCAAAGAAGGAAGAGACGCCGGCGGCACCCGAGAAAAAAGAUGCCAAGGAGGAGAAGGCCACAGAGGCCAAGAAGCCGGAGGAGAAACCCAAACCGGAGGCCCGAGCCAAGGAAGAGCCCAGCAAGGCCAAGACGGAAAAGGCUGAGAAAUCCUCUAGCACAGACCACAAAGACAGCAGGCCCCCAGAGAAGGCCACAGGAGACAAGGCCGCCCAGGGGGAGAAGUAAAGGGAGACAGGAGCAUCCAAAGAAACUCAGGAGGGUCUGGGAGUCCGAGGGUCGGCAUAAUCAAUUUUCAUUUUUCUCUCCCUUCUCUUUAUAGAAGAAACUCUGCUUAGCCGGUGGGGCUCUCCCUCACCAAACAAGACGUUGUUAGCAAUAUGUUACCAAGGAAGGGCACUCCCCACCCUGCCCCCCGUACCCCGAGCCCUCCCCAGGCGAUGGACCAUUAUGUUAUGAUAGCUUAUGUAGCGGAAUGUGAUAUAUGCCGAAUGCCACACUAAACACUUGACUGUAAAAACUGCCCCCCCUCCUUUCCAAAUAAGUGCAUUUAUUUCCUGUAUGUGCAACUGACAGAUGACCGCAGUAAUGAAUGAGCAGUUAGAAACACAUUAUGCUUGAGAUGUCUUAACCUAUUCCCAAAUGCCUUCUGUUUUCCAAAGGAGUGGUCAGGCCCUUGCCCAGAGCUCGCUCCCCUGGAAAAGCCGGAGUGGGUGGGGCUGGGCACUGAACCAUGCCAGGGCGCACUUUUCACCGGAGACCACUUUCAAUUGCUUCUGUGCAAUAAAAACAAGUGCUUAUGAAAUGA
Messenger RNA from Myotis daubentonii (Daubenton's bat), 3335 nucleotides. It is a transcript of the gene NEFH, whose product is annotated as neurofilament heavy chain. The record is from RefSeq and is a predicted model, not a curated record. Gene Ontology annotation, cellular component: axon; neurofilament. Gene Ontology annotation, biological process: axon development; intermediate filament bundle assembly. Lineage: Eukaryota; Metazoa; Chordata; Mammalia; Chiroptera; Vespertilionidae. Gene Ontology annotation, molecular function: structural constituent of postsynaptic intermediate filament cytoskeleton.